This is a messenger RNA of Verticillium alfalfae VaMs.102, 1317 nucleotides long. Its product is annotated as pre-mRNA-splicing factor CWC25. Gene Ontology annotation, biological process: mRNA splicing, via spliceosome. The record is from RefSeq and is a predicted model, not a curated record. Gene Ontology annotation, cellular component: U2-type spliceosomal complex. NCBI's taxonomy places the organism in Eukaryota, Fungi, Ascomycota, Sordariomycetes, Glomerellales, Plectosphaerellaceae. The transcript has a single exon. The coding region runs from base 1 to 1317 and encodes 438 amino acids.
AUGGGCGGCGAUCUCAACCUCAAGAAGAGUUUCCACCCGGGCCUCCUCAAGAACCAGGCCAAAGUCUGGGAGGAGGAGAAGAAGGCCCUCGACGAGCGCAAGAAGACGCAGCAGCGCAUCAACGAGCUGAAGGAGGAGCGCGCGCGCGAAGAGAUUCAGAAGCAGCUCGAGGCCGCCGGCCACACCAAGAAGAUCGACCGCGUCGACUUUCUCUACAAUGGACCGACAAACGGUCAGACGGGCACGACGGAGGAGAUGGAGGGCUACCUGCUUGGCAAGCGGCGCAUCGACAAUCUGAUUACGGGGUCCGACCACAAGAAGCUGGAGAAGCAGGCUGGGCAAGAGAGCUUCAUGGCGCUGCAGACGGCCAACACGGCGCGCGACACGGCGGCCAAGGUGCGCGAAGAUCCGAUGCUCGCCAUCAAGAAGCAAGAGCAGGCAGCAUAUGAGGCCAUGAUGAAUGAUCCGAUCCGGCGGCGGCAGUUACUGGCCAAUAUGGGUCUGUCAGAGGAGACCAAGGACCGGUCCAAACGCCGAGAGGACAAACACAGAAAGAGGCGGCACCGUCAUCGGGAUGAGGGUUCGGACGAUGAGAGGCGACAAAGGCAUCGGAGGCGAGCACAUUCACGAUCGCGGAGCCCGUCACGGCACCGCAGGGACGGUUCGGACGACGGGAACGACAGGCGCAGGAGCAGCCGCCGAGACUCACCAAAACGCAGGCGGCAUGACUCGGAAGAAGACGUUGACCGUCGGCGAGAGAGAAGAUCGAGGUCGCCUCGCCGACGUGAGCGCGAGGCUCGAGAUAGUCACCACGAGCGCGGCGGCAGGCGGGACGACCGGUGGAGGGACGGGGAUCGUCGUGACAGCCGACGCGACGAGCGACAUGACACGCAAGAUGUUCGUGGACGUGACGGCGACCGCGAACGGAACUACGACAGACCAAGACGCCAUUCAGACAGGUCGCCGCAAGACCAGCAUCGUCGCCAUUUUGACGGAGGCAGGCGGAACGGAGGUUCUGCGCAAGGCGGCGGCGGCGGCGCAAAAGAUAACAAAGCCGACGAGGAGGAGAAGGCGCGUAAGCUGGCGGCGAUGCAGUCGGCGGCGUCGGAGCUCGACUCGUCACGGGAACAGAGGUUGGCAACGCUCGCGCAGCAGGAGAAGGCGGCGCGCGACGCCGACGAUGAGGCGCGGCAACGUGCGUCGAAGCACGGAGGCGAGAAUGAGUUUGCGAACCGGCUACAUCGCAAGGCGGGGGAUUUGGGCUUGGCGGAGCGGAUGGGUCGGGGUCGGCAGGGUUACCAGCGGGAUGACGACUGA